AUGAGGACGACCGUCGAGUUCGGCCUUCUAUUCUGUCUUACGGCCGUUGGACUGUCCAAUGCGAUUAGUACAUCUGAACGAGCAGUGUGUGUAGUUGCCUCCAAGGCGAGCGAUGGCACUUACGAUUUCUCUUUGGAAUCUGAAACUUCUCGCCUAGAGAAGCAAGGUUACGAUUUCCUAAUUCCUGCAGCUUCUUGGUUCAAUCAGUCCCUGGAUGAUGUUGGGAUGGCCUUCCAGACUGUCAAAACUUCUGGAGACUUCGAGGACAAGAUACAAGCCUAUUGGGCGGGCUUCCUCGAACUCUAUAUCUCGAGGGAUAUGACCUAUGCUCAACUUGAAAACACUUUUGGUGGCUUCUGCAAAGAAACUUCAUCUGCCUGUCAAGAGCUUGAGGGUCACUUAAGGUUCAACUUGGAGAUGACUAUCCAAAGGAGCCUUCAGUCUGGCGAUAUCGACCCUUAUUGGCAUCAGGCAGAUAAUGAGAUUCGACUGAAGAUUUCAAAUUAUAUGGAGCUUAUCCUGUGGCAAAUGCGUGGAAUUCAAGAUGCUUGGAACAACAUCACGGUGAACAACUCGAAAUUUUUCACAAGUGACUAUUUGAUGGAUCUCGUAGAUAACGUCUUUGACAUCUAUCUUCUACAACUUGCAGUCGACAUAGGUGACGUUAGCUCAGCAUUAGGGGUGUAUGGGGCCCUUGAGAAAGGGUCAAACGGCAAGAGCUAUUUCACAAAUCGGCCAAGCUGCUCUGCCCUUGUGAAGCUCUCGCCUGAUCACAAGGACAUUUUCAUCUCUCAUGUCACCUGGCAGAACUAUGAGGCCAUGUUGAAGGUCGUGAAAUAUUACGAAUUCGCCUGGAGGCUCACUCGUGAUCCCAACUCAGCAGUAAUUCCAGCAAGCAAAAUUCUUUUUUCCUCAUAUCCAUCAACAAUCAAUUCGAUUGACGAUUUCUAUGUGGCAAGCACUGGGCUGGUCAUUCAGGAGACAACAAACGGUAACGAAAAUCCCAGUUUAUGGCCCUUUGUUCUCCAUGGACUCAACAGUACCGUGUUAGGAGCCUUUCGUGUCAUGAUCGCUACCCGUCUUGCGCGUACUCCAAGCGAGUGGAUCACCUUCUUUUCGCGGGAGAAUAGCGGAACAUACAACAACCAGUGGAUGGUGGUAGAUACGAAGCAAUUCGAACCAUCGAAGCCUCUUCCGAAGAAAGAUCUCUUUUGGGUGGCGGAACAAAUACCACAUUCAUUAGACUUAUUAGCUUUCGUUUCGACUGGGUGGAAAUCACGGAUUGACUCGCAUUCACAUUUUAGAGGCUUGGUUCAAUCUGCAGACGUUACAGAACAUCUUCUAAAUAAGUCCUAUUGGGGAAGUUACAACAAUCCGUACUUCAAGUUCAUUCAUGAGAUCUCUGGUUUUGAUGAUUUGGAAGAGAAAUUUGGAGAAUAUUUCUCUUAUGAAAUGACGCCUCGGGCUCAAAUUUUCAGACGAGAAUACUCCAAGGCAGUAUCUCUGCCAGAGGUCUUCCGGCUAAUGAGGUUCAAUGACUUCACACACGACCCAUUGUCACAUUGCAACUGUACGCCGCCUUACACCGCACAGUAUGCUAUCUCAUCCCGAAGCGACCUCAAUGACCCCAAUGGUGUUUAUCCCUUCCCCCUCCUCGGCUACCGACUUCACGGUGCUACUGAUGUCAAGCUCAUCAACUUAGAAUUGGCCAGAUCGUUGAGCAUGGUGGCAAUAGCUGGCCCAACCUAUGACCAAGUGCCGGUGUUUGUGUGGUCAGGGGUGUGGCCGGACAAGGCGCGACCCAUGAUGCACCCUGAGCGUUGGGCUUUCCCCCCGGUGAUCAUCCAGGUGGAGAACAACCAUAACUGGUGGACUCAGCCCCACCUACGAACUCGGGCUGUGGCAACAUAG
Molecule: messenger RNA, 1911 nt
Organism: Hydatigera taeniaeformis
Lineage: Eukaryota; Metazoa; Platyhelminthes; Cestoda; Cyclophyllidea; Taeniidae
Source: the annotation of a GenBank genome assembly